UGAUUCAGGAAUGUUGUGUGGAGGGCUUCUUUCCGUGGCUCUGUUCUCGGGGUGUUUGUCGCUCACACUGAGCGAGGAUGAGUUCUUGUCCAGGGCCUUGAAGCUGAUGUCGAGGACGCCGCUUAUUGAUGGUCACAAUGACCUGCCAUGGCAAUUGCUACUGCAAUUCAACAACCAGCUCCAGAAAGUGGACCUUCAUACGCUCUCAACAACGCACACCAACAUACCAAAGAUAAAGGAGGGACGUCUGGGAGCACAGUUCUGGUCGGCCUACGUACCCUGUGACACCCAGUACAAAGAUGCUGUCAGACGAACACUGGAGCAGAUCGAUGUGGUCCACAGAAUGUGUCAGAAAUACCCAGACACCUUCAUGUUUGCCCACAGUAGUCAGGACAUCAGGACGGCCUUCUCUCUCAACAAGACCGCCUCACUGAUCGGGGUGGAGGGGGGUCACUCCCUCGACAGCAGUCUGGGGACCCUGAGAGUCAUGUACCAGCUCGGGGUUCGCUACCUCACGCUCACACACUCCUGCAACACACCAUGGGCUGAUAACUGGCGUGUGGAUGCUGGAUCAGAGCCGUCGCAGCACAAUGGACUCUCAGCUUUUGGCAAGCAAGUGAUAGCGGAGAUGAACCGUCUGGGGAUGCUGAUCGACCUCUCCCAUGUGCCGGUCCAAGUGAUGAACCAGGUUCUGGACAUGUCGGCAGCUCCGGUCAUCUUCAGCCACUCCUCUGCCUACAGCCUGUGCCAGCACAAGAGGAACGUUCCUGAUGACGUGCUCAGGAGAGUGAAAGAAAAGAGGGGCAUAGUGAUGAUCAACUUUGGCAACAACUUUGUGACCUGCAGCAAAAGCGCCAAACUCUCAGAUGUGGCCGAUCACUUUGACUACAUUAAGAAAGUGGGCGGCGCUGACAUCAUCGGCUUUGGAGGAGACUACGAUGGAGUGCCCAGAGUACCUGAGGGUCUGGAGGACGUCUCCAAAGUUCCAAAACUGGUGGCUGAGCUGCUCAGAAGAAACUGGACUGAUGUGGAGGUGGAAGCUGCUCUGGGGAACAACCUACUCCGAGUCAUGAAGAAGGUGGAGGAUGUCCGUGAUGCUCUCCAAACCAUGAGUCCAGGUGAAGAUCCCAUUCCCUAUGAGGAAGUGAUGAACCCCUGCAGGACCAGCCACGGCUACCAAAGUGCUGCUGCGGCUCCCGUGAUCAGCAGGCUGGGCCUCCUGCUCACGCUCGCUGCCUGUGUUCUGCUGUUGUGAAGAGCUUCACCGUUCUGUAAUC
Messenger RNA from Synchiropus splendidus (mandarinfish), 1277 nucleotides. Its product is annotated as dipeptidase 1-like. The transcript is spliced from 10 exons. Gene Ontology annotation, molecular function: metallodipeptidase activity. Bases 11 to 1255 code for a protein of 414 amino acids. Gene Ontology annotation, biological process: proteolysis. The record is from RefSeq and is a predicted model, not a curated record. NCBI's taxonomy places the organism in Eukaryota, Metazoa, Chordata, Actinopteri, Syngnathiformes, Callionymidae.